Molecule: messenger RNA, 1286 nt
Organism: Marchantia polymorpha subsp. ruderalis
Lineage: Eukaryota; Viridiplantae; Streptophyta; Marchantiopsida; Marchantiales; Marchantiaceae
Source: the annotation of a GenBank genome assembly
GUCUACAUAUGCAGAUCGAGCUUUCGACAACUCGAGUGCACAUUUGCAGAGGGUCUGCAAUUCUCCAAAUCCAUAAAAUGGAUGUCAACUCCUCUGUCUACAGAUAUGGAGUGUGCCCGUGGAGUCCGAGGAGUCAUGAUGGGGCCCAGGUUGAAUGGAAGAGCACAGGGCAGGGUUCGCUGAUUGAAAACCAGCUGAUUUUAACGUGUACUGACUCUCCUUCUUCACUGCAGGCAGUUACGUCUCCAUCUUUCAGACCAUUUUUUUCCCCAGGUGGAGAGUACGUCCAUCCACCACUUUCCAUGGCCUCGCGACAAACGCUGAUGGAAGUCCCUCAGAACGCGAUCUCAGAUCAUAUUGGGAACUCUUUUCUCUCGGCUCCUAAGGGCAUUUUGGACAUUUCUUCCACACAAACAGUGGGCAACACUUCCAAGGAUAGCUUGACACUGGAUGGGAGAUGGACGAAGAGUUUGCAGAUAUCUCCAGACGUCAAUUUCCACAUCCCAAUGGGCAUACAGAAGGCUAAGGAUACUCUAUCUCGAAAUGUUAUCUCAGACUUAUGCAGUGGGCCCACGAGUAACCAGGGAGCCGUCAUCCAUGCUCCCUCUAGCUACGAGAUGGCUCUGAGCAAUUACAGAAACCAUUAUGUCAACUGUCUUCCUGUCAAUUGCAUGAGAGCCAGACGAGGAUGUGCAACGAACCCACGGAGUAUAGCAGAGAGACUGAGGAGGAUUCGCAUCACUGAACGUCUGCGCAAACUUCAGGCUCUCCUGCCGCAUCCUCGCUUGUCAACGCAUAACAAAGAUACAGCUUACAUGUUGGACGAGAUAAUUGACUAUAUUGAAUAUCUUCAGCGUGAAGUAGAGAUUCUGAAAGCAAGAAAGUGUUCUUGCGAUGUUGAGGAUACAUUCGACGACUCUCAAUAGGCAGCUAGCUGCCUGGAAGUUGUGUCUUUGAUGGUGUGGUCGUUUGAUCAGAACACCCGUGCACAUUUAACUUGACGCAUCCUUGGCAUGUCGUUAAUCACGAAUAUGGAGAGGUGCAAAGAUUUGUCCACACUUUGCGAUGAGAUCGGUAUUAAGCUCAAAACCUACGACUCUUUAAGAUGAAACUCAUGCAAGCGAGGCACUUUGUGUAUGCUAUGAAUCAUCUCUGGCUCCAAGAUUUUUUAGCAUAAAUUGUUCUCAAACCUUGGAUAAGCGAUGGACGCAAUAGAGGCCUAUCGAGUGUGGGGAUUAGAGAAGAGCAACUUCCUCAUUUCGGAGUUGAAUGCAAACAACCAUUUA